This is a messenger RNA of Neltuma alba, 2488 nucleotides long. RefSeq names its product interactor of constitutive active ROPs 2, chloroplastic. The transcript has 5 exons. NCBI's taxonomy places the organism in Eukaryota, Viridiplantae, Streptophyta, Magnoliopsida, Fabales, Fabaceae. The coding region runs from base 272 to 2143 and encodes 623 amino acids. The record is from RefSeq and is a predicted model, not a curated record.
ACAAAAAAAUACAGUGACAGAAAAGGGAUGAGAGAGAGGGGCUCGGGAAGUGAGCGCCAAGCUGAGGCAGCUGAAAAUGUUCAGUUACCAUCCCACCCAAUGCUUAGUUGCCAACAGUCCCUUCUUCCUCAUCCCCUUCCUUUCUCCCUAACUAGGGUUUGCUGACUUCGGCCAUCUGAGACUGCGCCUGAAACUUUCAGGUGUUGUGGGUCAGGGGCUUUAAAAGGAACCAUUUAGAUUGCCUUUCGAGCUAUCACUUCGGUGAUUAAAUAUGCAGACACCAAAAGCAAGAGCUGGUACUUCAGAAGUACCCCAAAAGAAAUCUCCGGCAACACCUCGGACUGCUCGACAAUUGAAGACACCGGCCUCUGAUCCUGACUCACUCCCAUCCUCUCCAAAUCCAGCAAGCAAGCCUUCGAAUAAUAGGAGUCCAAAAGUUGUUGACCGCAAAUCACCACGUAGUCCAAUGUCUGAGAAAAAGAAACCUGGUAGAGUCCAGGAAUUGGAGUCUCAGCUUGCUCAACUCCAAGAAGAUUUGAAGAGAUAUCAGGAGCAAUUGAACUCGUCUGAGUCAUUGAAGAGAAAAGCCCAGCAGGAGGCAGAAGAGGCAAAGAAGCAGGUUUUAGUCAUGUCAGAAAAGCUUGACGAAUCAGAACAACAGCUCGUGGAGAUUUCAGCUUCUGAGGAAGAACGACUCCAAGAGCUACGCAAAAUUUCACAAGACCGCGAUCGAGCAUGGGAAUCUGAACUAGAGGCAGUCCAGAAGCAGCAUUCGAUGGACUCGGCUGCUUUACUUUCUGCCAUGAAUGAAAUCCAGAAGCUCAAAGUUCAACUGGAAAGAGUGUCAGAAUCUGAAGCCACUCACGUUAGGAAUGCAGAGUCAGCUCACGCUGAGAUUCAGGAAUUGCAGAUGGAACUUUCUGAAACUCUUUCCUUGGUGGAAAGGCUAAAGAAUGAGUUGAGUGAUUGCAAAGAAUCUGAGUCCCAGGCCUUGGAAGUAGUUGGCAAAACCCAACUGCAGUUAGAAACUGCAAAUAAGACAGUGGAAACACUCCGGUCAGAUGGGAUCCAAGCCAUGGAAGCUAACAAAUCAUUAGCUUUGGAGCUGGAGCAAUCCAGAGCACAAGUAAAAUCACUGGAAGAACUUGUGAGCAAACUCCAGGCUGAUCUGGCUGCUACUGCUAACAGUAACCCACUGGGUCCAACCAAUGAAACAGGACUUGCACAGGCAAAUCAAGAAAACGAGGAAAUAAAACAGCUCAAAGCUGAGCUCAUGUCUGCCAAAUCUGAAGUUGAACAAUUAAAAUCUGCACUAGAGGCAGCUGACACAAGGUACCAAGAAGAGUAUAUCCGGAGCACUCUGCAGAUUAGAAGCACUUACGAACAAAUGGAGCGUGCAAAAUCUGAGUCUAGCUUGAGGGAGGCCGAAUUAUUUGAGGAGUUGAACAGAGCAAAAGCUGAAAUUGAAGAACUGAGGGCUAGCCUAAUGGACAAAGAAUCUCGGCUGCAGAUUAUUUCAAAGGAGAAUGAGGAGCUUAGCAUAAGGAUGAAAGAAGACCAGACCAUUGAAAAAGAAUCUCAACUUGAGAUGGAGUUAAAAAAAUUGGAUGCUGAUAUAGUGGAGUUGAAGGCGAGUUUGUUGGACAGACAGACAGAAUUGCAAAAUGUAACCGAUGAAAAUGACACGCUCAAGAUGGAAAUUGAGAAAGGGGAAUUGGAGAAGAACAAAAUCAGCGAGGAGGCCAUCGCUUCUACUGAAGCAGCAAGGGCCGGAGAGCGAGAAGCUUUGAUGAAACUGGGACACAUAACAGAAGAAGCUGAUAGGAGUAACCGGAGAGUAGCGCUUGUGACUGAGCAGCUAGAUGCCGCGCAGGCUGCAAAUUCAGAAUUGGAAGCUGAGUUAAGGAGAUUAAAAGUGCAAUCAGACCAGUGGAGAAAAGCAGCAGAAGCCGCAGCUUCCAUGCUUUCUGGAGGAAAUACUGGAAAAUUGGCGGAGAGAAAUAGCUCACUUGAUAGUAGCUUUAACUCUGUUGCUGGCAAGAUGAAUUCACCCUAUUCAGAAGACACAGACGAUGACUCACCCAAGAAGAAGAAUACAAACAUGUUGAAGAAGAUUGGAGUGUUGUGGAAGAAGAAUCAUUAGCAGACACGUCUCAGGUACUUUGGUGUUGCGUCAUGAUACCAUUGGAGCAGCUUGAUGGGAGAAUCUCCGUCGAAGAAGGUUGUUACAAUUAUUUUGUAGAUACUUGGAAUUUAGUUGUUCACCCUUCAGCUAUCUAGUAUUUGCAGAGUGGUUAUCGGCUAUAGACCUAAAUGAAUGUAAUUGUAAUAUCCUUCAGUUCGUAUGUUUUUACGUUAUACCUGGGAAGUUAUGGAUGAAAGAGUCUGUGUUAGUUUUGAGACAUAUGUCAAUACUACUUCCCUUGACUGAGUGGCAUGCCAGUAUUGAAUCAAUCAAUCGCGAGUUCAACUUUUGUUUAAUAUUUUA